CAAUUUGAAAGCCGCCUCUCUACCGGGAGAGGAAGGCUCUUUUUCGGUCAGAUGGCGUGCUGCAGUCCGCCCCCGUCAUUCUCCAGCCCACACAGACAGCAAAAAGGCAGCCAGCAACCAAUACGGUGCGCCGGAGGAGGAUUUCUGCCAGUGAUUUCAGACGAGGUACGAUACGCAAAGGGGAUUUACUACGCCAAUCUGCGACGGGGAAGUUGUCGGCAAUAGGCAAGACGUUUCAUUCCGGGAAGACCGGCCCCUGGCGUGUUUGGAGAGAUAUCUUUGCGUAAAAAACAACAACAACAAAAAAGAAGAAAGAAAAGAAAAACAGUCUACCUAACGUGAAGAAGGUUCAUGUGUUUCCUUUCUCCUGCCUAAACUUUCCAGUGCUGGGUGCAAUGUCUCUGCCGCGCACACUUGGGGAGUUGCAGCUCUAUCGUGUGCUGCAGAGGGCCAACCUGCUGGCCUAUUAUGAAACCUUUAUCCAGCAGGGUGGCGACGACGUCCAGCAGCUCUGUGAGGCAGCGGAGGAGGAGUUUCUGGAGAUCAUGGCACUAGUUGGCAUGGCCACCAAGCCACUGCAUGUGCGUAGGCUGCAAAAGGCCCUCCGAGACUGGGCGGCGAACCCUGCCCUUUUCAGCCAGCCAGUUGCUAACGUUCCGCUUGGGGGCAUACCACUGUUUAAAGUUGAUGGGACGGGUACGAGUGGUUCAGCUGGCGGGCCCAGAAAGUCUGUAAGUAACGGGCAGCCAGGGUCGCCAUGUGAAAGAGAGGAUCGGGCAUGCCUUACCCCAAUGCACAGUGGGAGUCCAAGAAGCCCCUGCUCUCAGGCCUCUCCACAACCACCAGACACACACUAUAGGGAAAAACUGUCACCCAUGGACCCACACUGGCUCAGCCCAGAGCCCGACGGAAACUCCACUUUGGCUUCUGCAUCUGGAAUGGAAGAAGAGUCACAGAGCCCACCUCUGCUGUCAGCAGGUCCUCCGGGACCCUCCACGUCCCCAAGCCCCUCUGCAUCAUUUACUCCUGCUGUUCUGUCGGCCUGGCCCGGAGGGCAGCUGGACGGGGAGACGGCGAAGGCGGUGGUGGAGAGCGUGGAUAGACUCCUCCGGACCCUGCCCAGGUCAGACCCUGCAGAGGUCAAGACUCUGCUCAGGAUGAAUAAGAAGAUGGCAAAAACUGUGGGGCACAUCUUCAGAAUGGGGGCCCAGGAUGUUAACAAGGAAGAGGAGAUCCGCAAAUACAGUCUCAUUUAUGGACGCUUUGACUCCAAGAGGAGAGAAGGCAAGCAGCUCACACAUCAUGAGUUGAUCAUCAAUGAAGCGGCAGCCCAGUUCUGCAUGCGCGACAAUGCUCUCUUGCUGAGACGGGUGGAGCUCUUUUCUUUGGCUCGGCAGGUGGCAAGAAAAUGUGCCUACACCUCCACACUGAAACAUGCAAGGACAAAUGCAGAUGAGAACAGCAUACUGCCCCAAAAGAGAGCGAGACAUGAGGUCAAUGUGUCAGAGAGUAUGCCAUCACUCCUUGGAGUGGACGGAUCAGAGAGUUUGCCCCACAGGGGAGAUGACGACAGCUUAUCUGCAGAGAGCGUGGACAGUGGAUCACACGACCUCGGCUCACAGUGCAACCAGUCUCCAUCCCCCCGUCCCCACGUUGACACCUCUAACCCCGCCAGCUGGAGUCGCCAUCUCAUACAGCAAACUCUAAUGGACGAAGGACUGCGAUUGGCUCGGAUGGUGUCUCAUGAUCGAGCGGGGAAGCUCAGCGUGGCAUCUGAAGGAGCUCACUCUACAGACCUUGACAGCAAAGUGGAGAGGCAGAGCGCGGUAACGGCGUGCAGAAGCAGUAGCCCUUGUUUCACCAAAGAUGACGCCAACCACCGGGGGAAAUGAAACCCUCAGAGGGGUUAUCAGGGAACUUGUACUGUGUCCCUUUAUAGAGGGCUCAUGUACUUCACUGGCAUCCAACGUGAUGGAAAAGAGACUCCUGACAAAACCCAGUGACUGAUAUCAUAAACCUGCAGUGACUUCUUAAGUUGUGAAUGAGCAACGACAUGUUUUGAUUUUUAUAUUCAGGAAAUAAGCAAGGAAAGACACUCCUUUGACUUUUGAACCAACAGAGGGAAAAAUAAUAUAUGGAUUUUUAUCAGGCAAGGCCUGAAUUAUUAUUUAAUGAGGAUGUGCCACCUGCUUCAGAUGAACUGGACUCGACACAGCAGGGGGCACUGCAACUUUGGAAACCAACUAAGUUCCUCCACAGCGAGCAGCACAUGUUAAUGAUGUAGAGGAAUGGUUUGUUUUUUUUGUAGAAGGACUUUAAUCAACACUUUAAGAAUAGCAUCAAUACGUCCUCUGAAGCUCCUCAGGAAACAAAUGGAUGUUCUGGUAGUCAGUCAACUUUUCUGGGAGCAUGCACACAAACGUCAGGGUCACAGGCCUUUUUGUCUUUUGUCUUUUGCUGCAUCGUCUAAUCCACCAUCAUGAGACGAAAGGCCACAGGCCUUCAUCGUCCAUCACAUCUUUCUCUUUCUCAGCUGCUGAUAACGGUGUUUAGAGUCAGGCUUGUGCUAGAGGAAUUUCACUAUCAACUGUUCUAAGAUGGGUCUGUGUAGUGAAAUCGAACUUUCAGGGCACUCACUUCAGCAGUGAGGACGCCUUGAGCUCAGCCUAAUGAGUUUAAUGUACAGCCUUCAAGAAACCUGAAAUCAAAGCUAAACAUUUGUAACCAAUUCCAGAAACGUGUUGAUUACUGUAGAUUAUUGAUGGUGCAGUAUUUUUACGAAUACAGGAAACGUACAGGCGUGUCUUUGGGAUGAUAUUUGUGUAGUCUUAGAUUAACAAAGUGAAUCUUACAUCUUAAAAAUGGUCUAAUAAAUUAGACUAAUCUAUCUUUUCAUUUUAGGUUUUAGAAAAAUUAGCAGAAACACAGGAAGUUUACAGAUAGACAAUCCCAUGGUGCUUUGAUUUUUGAUACAGCAGUUCUUAUAAACGACAUCAGCUGACAGCUGCUGGUGACAAAAUUUGGUAAAACCAUUGAAGUGUGCAAAUGUAUUCAGAUGGCUCAUGUUGAAUAUGUCAGUGAGGUAGCUUACUGUGCAUCAGUUACAUCUGCCUGUCUCUUGAGUGAUUACUAACCUCCUCAGUUUAUUAUGUUGCAAAACAGAUUAUUUAUUUUGUUACAGCUCAAUAAAUGUUAUUUUACUGACUAAAGCCACA
Messenger RNA from Mugil cephalus (flathead mullet), 3215 nucleotides. It is a transcript of the gene nab2, whose product is annotated as NGFI-A binding protein 2 (EGR1 binding protein 2). NCBI's taxonomy places the organism in Eukaryota, Metazoa, Chordata, Actinopteri, Mugiliformes, Mugilidae. The record is from RefSeq and is a predicted model, not a curated record. Bases 396 to 1892 code for a protein of 498 amino acids. Gene Ontology annotation, biological process: negative regulation of DNA-templated transcription. The transcript has 8 exons. Gene Ontology annotation, cellular component: nucleus. Gene Ontology annotation, molecular function: transcription coregulator activity; transcription factor binding.